AUGACAACUCUUGUUCCAGCAACCCUCUCCUUCCUUCUCCUCUGGACCCUGCCAGGGCAGGUCCUCCUCAGGGUGGCCUUGGCAAAAGAAGAAGUCAAAUCUGGGACCAAGGUGUCCCAGCCCAUGUCCCCCUCUGAUUUCCUGGACAAGCUUAUGGGGCGAACAUCUGGAUAUGAUGCCAGGAUUCGGCCCAAUUUUAAAGGCCCACCUGUGAACGUGACCUGCAACAUCUUCAUCAACAGUUUCAGCUCCAUCACCGAGACUACCAUGGACUACCGGGUGAACGUCUUCUUGCGGCAGCAGUGGAACGACCCACGCCUGGCCUACCGAGAAUAUCCUGAUGACUCGCUGGACCUCGAUCCCUCCAUGCUGGACUCGAUUUGGAAGCCAGACCUGUUCUUUGCCAAUGAGAAAGGGGCCAAUUUCCACGAGGUGACCACAGACAACAAGUUGCUGCGCAUCUUCAAGAAUGGAAACGUGCUCUACAGCAUCAGGCUGACUCUCAUUUUAUCCUGCCCAAUGGACCUGAAGAACUUCCCCAUGGAUAUCCAGACCUGCACGAUGCAGUUGGAGAGCUUUGGCUACACCAUGAAUGACCUCGUGUUUGAGUGGCUGGAAGAUGCUCCUGCUGUCCAAGUGGCUGAGGGGUUGACUCUGCCCCAGUUUGUCUUGCGGGAUGAGAAGGAUCUAGGCUAUUGUACCAAGCGCUACAACACAGGGAAAUUCACCUGCAUCGAGGUAAAGUUUCACCUGGAACGACAGAUGGGCUACUACCUGAUUCAGAUGUAUAUCCCCAGCCUACUCAUCGUCAUCCUGUCCUGGGUCUCCUUCUGGAUCAACAUGGGUGCUGCCCCUGCCCGGGUGGGCCUAGGCAUCACCACUGUGCUCACCAUGACAACUCAGAACUCCGGCUCCCGGGCCUCUUUGCCUAAGGUGAAGAGACAUGCAAGGGAACUUGCUUGCCAUAGAGCUCCCCAUUUCCCAUUCAUCCUGUUCCCUCCUGCUGACUAUUUUCCUUGGAUUUAA
This is a messenger RNA of Balaenoptera ricei (Rice's whale), 1026 nucleotides long. RefSeq names its product glycine receptor subunit alpha-4-like. NCBI's taxonomy places the organism in Eukaryota, Metazoa, Chordata, Mammalia, Artiodactyla, Balaenopteridae. Gene Ontology annotation, cellular component: neuron projection; synapse; plasma membrane. Gene Ontology annotation, molecular function: transmitter-gated monoatomic ion channel activity; chloride channel activity; transmembrane signaling receptor activity. Gene Ontology annotation, biological process: chloride transmembrane transport; nervous system process; regulation of membrane potential. The record is from RefSeq and is a predicted model, not a curated record.